Messenger RNA from Echinococcus granulosus, 669 nucleotides. RefSeq lists its product as hypothetical. Lineage: Eukaryota; Metazoa; Platyhelminthes; Cestoda; Cyclophyllidea; Taeniidae. The coding region runs from base 1 to 669 and encodes 222 amino acids. The record is from RefSeq and is a predicted model, not a curated record. The transcript has a single exon.
AUGAAAGGAAGUAGUUAUGGCCACUGUUGCAGUAAAGUGGUCAAUGCAACUCAAGUGAACUGUGAAGCAAUUAUGAAAAGAUUGCUUGUGCAUUGGUUCAAAUGGAUGCGCAGGCAAGGAAAAUUUGACUUUGGAAAUAGGAUUUCAAACAUCAAAGGAGGAGUCAGAGAAAGAAGUGCAUUUAAUGGAGUCAAGGUGAAGGAGUGCGAAAUACGAAAGAUGAGGCAGCUUCUACUCCUCUUCGCCGAGAUGCUACACCCAGAAUUAAGUAGCUGUUUGAAGUCGUGCGUGGUUGGGAGCCGGUGUGGGCGGGAGGAGGAGAAAUUGGAAGGAUUAAUUAGAAAUGCCGAGGAGGAAGAGGAAGGGUGCGAGGCACAAAAUUUGAAGCAUUGUUUGUUCCACUUUGCUCAAAAGUUCUGCCCAGAUUCGGACGAAUGUUUGGGGAAAUAUGUGGCUGACCUCUCCAACCAUUCGGAGGUUGCGGAGUCGAUUAGCCCAUGCGAGAAUUCGCUUGAAAUGACUGGAAGUUGCAGGGCAAUAAACGAGUCUCCCACGAAUUCCAUCGCUUGUCAGCGCAAAUACCUUAUAAUCUUCUUACUUCUUUUGGCUCGGAGGUUUUAUCCCAAGCUGGCUAUGCGUCUUGAAAGUUCGGCUUUGUUCAACAGCUAA